Molecule: messenger RNA, 2546 nt
Organism: Striga asiatica
Lineage: Eukaryota; Viridiplantae; Streptophyta; Magnoliopsida; Lamiales; Orobanchaceae
Source: the annotation of a GenBank genome assembly
UGAUGAUUGCCCUGAAAACACCAAAUUCAGCAAACUCGUGACUCAACGUAUGACAAUAUAGCAAAACCUUCACUUUUUCUGCACUUUUCUCUUCACGUCCAUCUUUCCCACCAAAUCUGAAAUAUCUCUCUCAUAUCAUGCUUGCCGCAUCCAUAAUUCUCAACCUUUUCCUAUAGUUUCAAUUUUCCGGUUAUGGGUUGAUUGCCCGCCAUCUUAUUAACAAUCUCCAAAAUCAUAUUUAGGCCAUACAUUUUUCUCUUUUUUCUUUAUUUUGUUUGUCAUUUUUCCGUUCAAUUUCAUCCCUGUUUCAGUUUUUUCCCAUUUCGAAAUGAUGAUGAAAGGGGCUGGAUUUCUAGGGUUUCGCAUCAUGCCCUAAUUCUUGCCCCUUCCAGACUUGCCACUUUCUCUUAAUUAUUGGUUUUUAUUCAAUCCUAGAUUUAAUUUUUGUUGUUAGCUUUCUGGGCCUUUUGAUUUUGCUCUCCACUGGAAUAUUAAUUUAGAUGGGAAGAUUGAUUGGGGGAGAAGUGAAUUCGAAUAUUUCAUUGGGUUCGCUGCAGCUGAAUUUCUUUGGGUGCCCAUUUCGAUUUGGGUCCGACAUUACUUCAUUUUCUGUUGCAUGUGAAGCUUUCUCCGAUCGCCGCCUCCUGUAAAUCUAAUCGUUGAUUGUACAGUGUGCUUUCCCCCUCUUUUUUUUUUUUCCCCUUUUUUUUGGAAAAAAAAUUGUAUUCCAUUUGAUAUGUAUUUUGGGAAUAAUGAAUGCUGGAUGGGGAAAAGGGAAAAUCAAUGUAAAAUGGGUACUGCCGAAUCUGAUGUUGUAGAAAUAUCUCCGGACGGACGAUAUAUUCGGUAUGAAGAAAUCCUGGGAAGAGGAGCAUUCAAGAAUGUUUACAAGGGCUUUGAUGAAAUUGAUGGCAUAGAAGUUGCUUGGAACCAAGUCAGUAUCGAGGAUGUGCUGCAAUCGCCCGAUCAUCUGGAGAGAUUAUAUUCCGAGGUUCAUCUGUUAAGAACACUGAAACACGAAAACGUCAUUAGGUCAUAUGCAUCUUGGGUGGAUGAUGGCAAUAAGACUAUCAACAUGAUAACCGAGCUGUUCACUUCCGGCAGCUUGAGGCACUACCGAAACAAACAUAAGAGUGUUGAUAUGAAAGCUAUCAAGAACUGGGCCAGGCAGAUCCUUCGAGGGUUAGAAUAUCUGCACACUCACAAUCCUCCUGUCAUUCACAGAGAUCUGAAAUGCGAUAAUGUAUUCGUGAAUGGUAAUCAUGGAGAAGUAAAAAUUGGUGAUCUUGGAUUGGCAACAAUAAUGCAGCAGCCUACUGCCAGAAGUGUUAUCGGUACACCCGAGUUCAUGGCUCCUGAACUUUAUGAGGAGGAAUACAAUGAGCUGGUGGAUAUUUAUUCUUUCGGGAUGUGUAUCCUUGAGUUGGUUACCUGCGAAUACCCGUACAGCGAAUGCAAAAAUCAAGCACAGAUAUACAAGAAGGUUACCUCCGGAGUAAAACCGGCUGCUCUGAGUAAAGUAAGGGACCCUGAGUUACGAAGGUUCAUAGAAAAAUGCCUGCUUCCAGCUCCCCAGAGGCUGAGUGCUGCCGAGCUUCUGAAAGCGACAUUUCUCUCUAACGAAAAUCCCAAGGAUGACACCUGUGAUCCCCCUCAACUAACCGAUUUCACGCCAAAAUCGAUAAACUCGUCAAAAUCCGAUUUCCCUCUCAUGGAUCUCGACUCUUCUUCCAGAAUGCUUCUAUCUGGUAGCAGCACGUGGUGCGAAAGCAUCACAGAAACUUCCAUGUCUACCCUCGAGCUGCAUAGGUGCAACGAGAGGAACGAAUUUGUUUUGAAAGCUGAAGAAUUUGACGGUCGUAAAAUAAGUUUGACUUUGAGGAUUGCUGACUAUUCCGGUCGGGUUCGGUACGUGCACUUCCCGUUUUAUCUCGAUUCGGAUACCUCAUCUUCAAUAGCUUCAGAGAUGGUCGAGACACUCGAUUUAUGGAGGGACGAUGUUGCUUUCAUAGCCGAGCUUAUCAACAGCUUAAUCUCACAGUACAUUCCCACAUGGGCUACACCAUGCGGGAGUCUGUGUGGGCCCAAGAAGUUGGAAAACGAGAAGCCUGAAGCGAAAACCGAGCAUGGUUUGAAAAUCACCAGAUUAAACAAUAGUAAUAAUAAUAAUAAUGAUAAUAACAAUAGCUGCAACUAUAACUACACUGUUUUGAGCCAGAGCUUGAAGAACUCAGUGAACUCGUUCACUGGCUCGUGGAUAACUGCAACGAGCAAUAUGAGCUUGAGCGUUUCGUCUCUCUCGUUAAUGGAUAAGGAGAAUGAGCUGUCGUCUGAUGAUUUGAGGGAGGAGCUUGAGCAAAUCGAUUUGCAGUACCAACAGCGUUGUAGAGAGCUCGAGAGAAUGAGAGAGGCUGCUAUCGAGAAUGCCAAAAAGAAGUGGAUAAUGAAGAAGACAUCCGUGCUUUGAUCGUGUGGCGUGAGGCUCGGGAAUUUUGUGGGGGUGUUUGAGAAGCUUCGUGUUUUUCGUAACUUUUUUUUUUUACUCU